GAUAAUAAAAAAGAAUGGACACGUGCAGAAGUGACCGAUUUAAUUGCUUGCUAUGAACAACACCCUUGUUUGUGGAAUGUACUUUCCAAUGAAUAUAAAAAUAAAAUAAUCCCUUUAAAAAAUUAAGUGAAAAAAAUGACUAGAAAAAUCCAUAGCCUCCGGAACCAAUUUAAUACGGAAUUAGAGAAAAUUAACUCUAAAAAAUCAGGACAAGGAAGUGAUGACAAUUAUGAAACAAAAUGGCCUUAUUUCAAAAAUUUAUUGUUUAUAAAAACUAGUUUACAAACACGACAAACAACUGGAAAUAUGGAACAAUGUGAUGAAAGGGAAAAUGCUCUCUCAGCAUCUUUGGAGGAUAUAAAUGAAGAAAGCACGUCUGACUCCAUCAAAGAAAAAAACCAAGAAACCAGUAAGCCGGUGAAAAAGAAAGCGAAGAUAAUAGACGAUAAGGAGGAGUUACUUGCGAAAGCACGAAGCUCACUUUCAAAUGAUGAGUAUGAUAUCUUCGGUUUAUUGCUGGUGAACUUAGGGCAUUGCGUUACGAUUUUUUUAAAAGAAAAUUAAAGAGAGGGAUUCAGAAACUCGCUUUGGAAAUUACAGAGGAGGAUGAAGAAAUAAGUUCCUUGGUACAAUUUUCAAAUACCCCAUCGACUUCCACUACAUCAACUUUUGACUACAAUCCUCCAUCCAAUUUAAGUCAGAGCUCUGUGUAUACUGUGCCAAAUGAGUAUACUGAUCUCUAGUUUAUUACAUCAAUAAUAAUUGAUUCUAG
This is a messenger RNA of Acanthoscelides obtectus, 772 nucleotides long. The record is from the annotation of a GenBank genome assembly. NCBI's taxonomy places the organism in Eukaryota, Metazoa, Arthropoda, Insecta, Coleoptera, Chrysomelidae.